UUUCAUUUAACAGGCUUCCUCCACAAAAUUUCGCUCACCUAAAUUGCGAACUUUCAGGGAAGAAAAUGAGCCCUAAUCGAAAUUGAAACCCUAAAUCCCCCUAAUCUAAACCCUGAGCUCGAAAUGAAAGUCCUUCACGCCAUUGCUAACUACUCAAACAGCCCACGCAAGCAUGAAGAAGCAGCUCCCAUUCCGUUUCUGUAGUUCUCGCAAUGGACGGACAAUACGAAGUUUACAGCCAGGUAAUCAGUUUAAUGGUUAUGAGAGGACUCGAACUGGUGACCAUGACCAUUGAGAAGCAAAUUCAAGGUCUGAUCAUUGAGCUACCCCUCAGGUGAAUAAGAGUAGCACAAGUCUAACUAGAGCUUAUUGGGAUUGCUUAGCUCUUAAGGAGGCCGUGUAAUGAAGGAAAUACGUAUAUAUGUCUUGCUAGAGGUUCAAGCUUGGCAUGGCCCGUAGAUUGGCAGCUAUGCUCCAACUUAAACAAGGAAGGCAAGGAGUUUUUGAGCUUUGAAGAAACAAAUAUCAUUCCUUGUACUUUCUGCUAGUCACAUGGUAUCCUCACUCAGGCAAUUAGGAUGUCUACUCCAUCUAGGAAGCAACUAAUGAGGGAUUUCAAGAGUUUACAACACUACCCCUCUGCAGGUAUCAGGGGUGUGCCCCAAGAAAAUAAUAUUAUGCUUUGGAAUGCGGUCACAUUCAGGUGAGUUUCAGCAUUCUGCUUGCACCAAAACUAACAAUUUCCAUGUAGGCAGUACUUACCAAAUGCACAUCCAAUUAAAAGCACUUCUUUCGGAACUAUCAAAACUCAAUCAAACCCUUUCAAGAGCCAAGAUUUUGCAUGGACUCGUAAUUCAAAAUAACCUCUCUCGUGAUUCAUUUUACUCAACCAAAAUUGUGAGAUUAUAUGCAAUAAACGGUGAUCUCGUCUCCGCUCGCAACCUGUUUGAUAAAAGUCCUCAACGGAGCAUUUAUCUGUGGAACGCCAUAAUUCGAGCUUAUGCACAGGCCCACAAAUUUUCUGAUGCAUUUAUGCUGUUUCGGCGCCUGCUGUUUUCGAAAACAGAGCCUGACAACUUCACAUUCGCUUGUGUUUUACGUGCAUGUUCUGAAUGGAGGAAUAUAGAGGGUUUGAGGGCAGUUCAUGGGAAAGUGGUUGUUUCUGGUUUAGGGAUGGAAUUUAUAUGUGAUAGUGCACUUGUGAGUGCUUAUUCUAAGGUAGGCAAUGUUGAUGAGGCGAGUAGUGUGUUUUAUGGGAUAGAUGAGCCAGAUUUAGUACUGUGGAACACUAUGAUCUCGGGAUAUGGUUGUUAUGGUGAUUUCUCGAAAGGGCUGCAAUUGUUUAGCAUGAUGCUGGAAAUGGGAGUAAGCCCAGAUGGGUAUACGGUGGUAGGGUUGAUCACGGGGUUGACUGAUCCUAGUUUGAUAAAAUUUGGUGAAGCGAUUCAUGGUUUUUGUUUCAAACACAGUUUUGUUCUGAAUGAUCAUGUGGGUUGUGUUCUUGUGAGUAUGUAUUCAAGAUUUAAGUGUAUGGACUCGGCCUGUAGAGUUUUUUAUAGUCUAGUCCGUCCUGAUUUAGUUACUUGGUCGUCGCUAAUAACGGGGCUUUCUCAGGCUGGGGAUUCUCUGAAGGCCUUGUACUUUUUCAGAAAAUUUAUCAUUGAUGGCGGAAAGGCAGAUCCUGUAAUGAUUGCCAGUGUACUUGCGGCUUCUGCUCAGUUGGCAGUUGUUGGGCCAGGCAGCGAGAUACAUGGUCAUGCUGUUCGUAAUGGAUAUUACAUGGAGAUCAUGGUUUCCACUGCUUUGAUUGACAUGUAUGCGAAGUGCGGGUUCUUGGAAUUGGGGAUUCAGGUUUUCGAAACUAAGACAAGUACGAAUAUAGUUAUGUACAAUUCUAUAAUUUCAUGUCUUGGUCUGUAUGGACGAGCGCUUGAGGCCUUUCAGAUGUUUAAUGACAUGAUAGUUGGAGGAUUCAGUCCAGACGAAACUACUUUUUGUGGUCUGCUUUCUGCAUGUUGUCAUGCUGGUCUUGUCAGCGAUGGUUGGGAAUAUUUUACAAUGAUGAAAAAUGAAUUUGGCAUUAAAGCUAAAACCGAGCAUUAUGUUUACAUGGUAAAGCUUCUUGGGAUGGCUGGAGAGUUGGAAGAGGCCUAUCAGCUAGUCAAAUCCAUAGAACAACCAGUGAAUUCGAGUAUUUGGGGUGCGCUUUUAUCAUGUUGUGAUGCUCAUAAGAAUUAUAAAUUGGGAGAGGUCAUAGCUCAGCAUCUAUUUAAGAAUAAGGCAGAAAUUAGCAAGUACAGUGUUAUGCUCUCUAAUUUUUAUGCUGGUGAUGAGAGUUGGGAUGCUGUGAAUCAGUUGAGGGUUGAAAAAGGCGGAGACACAAGGAAAAUCCCGGGGAUAACCUGGAUUGGUGGUACAAAUUAUUGAGGAAAAUCAAUGCCUGAUUAAACUCUCCGUUGUGCCUUUGGUUGAGUAAUCCCAUAAGGCAGCAAAAGAUCUAAUUCAGUUCCAGUCUUCUGAGCAUGCCUUUCACAAAAGAACAGACAGAUCAGUUUAAAUUUGUUCCAAAAAGGACUGAGCUGAGGUUGAUUGAAGUUCAGGAAGAAAUAUUUGGGAAUGUUUACUUUUUCAGUAGACGCCUGAGCUAUGAAAUGAAUUUUUCCUACAACGGUUGGCUGUUCCUCUCUUCAUCAGAGGCAUGAUAUGUUGAUGUAACAGAUGAAAUGAAGGAAGCAUUAUGGUUGAAGGGGCUAAUGAAUUAACUCAUGAGAGAAGAACAGACAAAGUGGAUUUUCAAUGACAGUGAGUGCCGUCUGCCUCACCAACCAGGUUCAUUGUGAGAGGACCAAAUACAUUGAUGUAAGAUUGCACUUUAUAAAGUUGCUGCCUUUUCAUUUA
This is a messenger RNA of Olea europaea var. sylvestris, 2898 nucleotides long. RefSeq names its product putative pentatricopeptide repeat-containing protein At1g64310. The coding region runs from base 688 to 2427 and encodes 579 amino acids. Gene Ontology annotation, molecular function: protein binding; RNA binding. Gene Ontology annotation, biological process: RNA modification. The record is from RefSeq and is a predicted model, not a curated record. Lineage: Eukaryota; Viridiplantae; Streptophyta; Magnoliopsida; Lamiales; Oleaceae. The transcript is spliced from 4 exons.